UUUGUUUUAGAAAAGGCUCGACAAUUUGAUUACCAUGAACAUAUUGGGAAGGUUUGUUCGCAAUGCUGUACAGAUCCGACCAACGCUUGUUGGCUCCAUAAGUUCCUCCCAUUUGCCGGCAAAUUAUACGCAGUAUUCAACUAAGCCACCUCCGACUGGAGCACCAGCUGGAACUACGGGGAAAGCUAAAAAGCCAACAUCACCAAAAGUUACCCUUGUCGGUACUGAUCAAUCUGUGUCGAUAGUGUCCCUAGAGGAGGCUGAGAAGCUUUCCAAAAGAAGGGACCUCAAGCUGGUAAAGAUGGUGGAUUUGGAGCUGAAGACACAGAGACCAGUUUAUAAGCUGAUGACUAGUGCAGAAUAUUUGACAGAGGAUCUAAAGCGUCGGGAGGAGAAAAAGCGCAACAAACAAGAAGCGACUAUCAAAGGCGAUAAAUUGCUUUCAAUCAGUGGACGUAUUUCGGAUCACGACUUAAACUCAAAGAUUCAGAAUGUAAUUAAAUGGCUCAAAAAAAGUUACGAGGUUCGAAUAGUCAUCUCGGCGGAUGGUGAAAAAGCCAAACAAGAAACGAUCGCUGCUCGCAUAGAACAGAGUACCAAGGAGGUGGGAAAUGUUGCCCAAAAACGUGUAAGGGAUAAUAGUUUGAGAUUUCAAAUUCUACCUGCUAGUGUUGCAAACAGCAAAAGCAACGCUGGUAACAGUGACAACAGUGGUAACAACCCUAGCAGCAGUGGCGAUAAUGCGAGUGAAAAAGAUCCUAAAAUAAAGCCCGUAAAGUCUUCCCAGAAGCAGGACAUGUUGGAUGCUACGCAAAAUACGCAGUCUGUUAGAGCGUUCCACACGGAGCGGAUGUUGGCGUGACAAUUAAAACCCCAGAACGAUGAACUGCCACAUGCGAGCCGCGAGCGGACGAAAGCGUUGAAGCCGGUAGCUUUUAUUGGGACUCUUCUGCUGAUUAAAUAUGCUAUUUGGUCGUACAUUUUGCGGGACUCGUCGCGUAAGAGAUGACCGCUUAGGGCUAGUAUACCUAUUUUGCUUUAAAAUGGCUUUGUUGAAAUUUUCGUGAGUUUAAAAAUGCAAGUCGAAUUUUAGUUGAUUUAUUGAUGCAAAUAGAU
Molecule: messenger RNA, 1116 nt
Organism: Sabethes cyaneus
Lineage: Eukaryota; Metazoa; Arthropoda; Insecta; Diptera; Culicidae
Gene: mIF3
Product: translation initiation factor IF-3
Exons: 2
Coding region: 35-862 (275 amino acids)
Biological process (GO): ribosome disassembly; mitochondrial translational initiation
Cellular component (GO): mitochondrion
Molecular function (GO): ribosome binding; translation initiation factor activity
Source: RefSeq, a predicted model, not a curated record